Messenger RNA from Bombus pyrosoma, 1901 nucleotides. Its product is annotated as fatty acyl-CoA reductase 1-like. Gene Ontology annotation, molecular function: alcohol-forming very long-chain fatty acyl-CoA reductase (NADP+) activity. Gene Ontology annotation, cellular component: peroxisome. Lineage: Eukaryota; Metazoa; Arthropoda; Insecta; Hymenoptera; Apidae. Bases 320 to 1834 code for a protein of 504 amino acids. The record is from RefSeq and is a predicted model, not a curated record. Gene Ontology annotation, biological process: long-chain fatty-acyl-CoA metabolic process. The transcript is spliced from 9 exons.
ACAAGUAUGAGUAUUUAGAGGAGCGACACAGAAUAUCGUUACAGUACUGUGACGGACGUAUCGGUAUCUACUAUCGUGUAGUCGCAUUUUUGUUCGAUCCUUGGUAAACAAUACACGGUGAAUACAGUAUCAGUUGCACGAUACACCGGUUAUUUUUUGGCAAAAAUUGAGUUUAGGAUCGGUUUUUCAUAAAUUAUUGUUAGGACCGUCUUCGACAUUUCGGGUCUAUGAAAGAAGAAAAUACGCUUCGCGGUGACUACAAUAACCGUGCGAGAUAUUUUAGUCAUUUUACAUCUUCAAUGUGUGAAGAUCCUAAAACAUGGAUACAAUCAAUAAAGAAAGGAAUGAAAAUACAAUCAAUAAAGGGUUCAAUAAGCCGAAGACUCUCGAGGAAUUCUACGCCGGUAGUGGGAUUCUUGUGACUGGAGCAACCGGUUUCGUUGGAAAAGGUCUGCUAGAAAAACUGAUGCGCGUGUGUCCGCGGAUUGCUGCCAUUUACAUUCUAAUUCGUCCAAAAACUAACGAAACGAUAGAACAACGAUUUAAGAAGAUCAUAGAUGAUCCCAUUUACGAUGGCAUCAAAGCAAAAGACCACUCAGUUUUUAGCAAAGCUUACCCCGUGAAAGGUGACGUGAGUCUGCCAGAUUUAGGUCUUUCGCGAGAAGAUAGAAAUCUCUUGUUAGAGAAAGUAAACAUAGUGUUUCACGCCGCGGCCACUGUGAGAUUCAACGAGCCGUUGCACGUGGCUGUUAAUGUGAAUACGAAGGGUACUGCUCGCGUCAUCGAACUUUGGAAUGAACUGCGGCAUCCGAUUAGCUUCGUCCACGUCAGCACAGCUUUCAGUAAUGCGAAUCUAUACGAGAUUGAGGAAAAAGUUUAUACUACGAGCUUGAAACCUUCAGAGGUGAUCGAUAUGUGUGACAAAUUAGACAAAACGUCCAUCAACGAAACAGAGAAAAUGAUUUUAAAAACUUAUCCAAAUACAUACACAUUCAGUAAGAAUUUGGCAGAGCAGAUAGUAGCAAGCAAGUGCAAAGAUCUGCCAGUUGGGAUAGUGCGGCCAAGCAUAAUUGGCGCCUCUUUGGAAGGACCAUGUCCUGGUUGGCUAGAGAAUAUUUCUGCAAUAACAGGUGUCAUUCUGCUAGUCAGUAAAGGAUGUGUAACAGCAAUACUGGCUAGGAGAGAUGCCAGAUUGGAUCUAGUGCCUAUCGAUUUCGUAGUGGACACGAUAAUAUGUAUUGCAUGGCAUGUCACGCUACAUCGUGGUCAAGAAGUUAAAGUUUACAACUGCACGACUAACGCUAAACCUUUUAAGUGGGGUCAGUUGCAAUAUGCCGUGUUGAAGUGUAGCAGAGAAAUGCCACUGAACGAUAUGCUAUGGUACCCGAGUUGUCCAAUGAUAGCUAAUAGAUAUAUUUACAAAUUUCUAAGCGUAAUUCCGUAUGUUCUGCCUGCGUUGCUCAUUGAUAUCUUUUUAACACUCCGACGUAAUAAACCAAAAAUGAUGAAACUUCUCAAAAAUAGCAAUAAGCUGUUCGCAUCGGUAACAUAUUUCACCACGCACGAAUGGACGUUCCAAAGAGAUAACUGUUCCGAUUUGGUGAGAAAGGUGAAAAUGUUGAAUGACAGCGAUAUGGUCAAACUAGAUUUAGGGGAUAUGGAUUGGGAGAAGUAUGUUGCAAUUUACCUGACGGGAAUUAGGAAAUUUAUUCUAAAACAAGAGUUUAAGUCAAUAGCCCGACAACGGUUAUCAAGGUUGUACUGGAUACAUCAGAUCACCAAAAUAUCCGGUAUAAUAAUUUUGUUAUGGAUAAUAUUAUAUUUUGUGUACUGACUAUUUGAACGUUACUUUUUUCUCUUUUAACAAAAAACAAUAUAAAUAGAAUUUUAUGAAGAAGGGG